AUGUCUGAAGAAAUCAAAGAAACUCCAGCUGCCCCAGUUGCUGCUGAAACUGAACCAAAAGAAACAAAAGAAGAAGUUGAAGCUAAACCAGAAGAAUCUAAGGAAGAAUCUAAGGAAGAAUCAAAAGAUGAAUCAAAAGAUGAAUCUAAAGAAGAAACAAAAGAUGAAACUGAAUCAAAACGUAAACCAGAAGAACAAUCAACCAAAAAAGAUAAAAAAAGACGUCGUAGACAAUAUGAUGAUGCUCCAAAAGAUGAAGAAGAUGAUGAAGAAGAAUCUGAAGAAGAUGAUACAAAAUUAGAACUUCAAUUAGAAGAAGAUAAUGAUGAUGAAGAAGAUGAUUUAACUGAAAUUGAUCAAACUAAUAUCAUCACUGGUGGUAGAAGAACUAGAGGUAAAGUUAUUGAUUAUGCUAAAACUGCUAAAGAAUUAGAUGCUGAUGGUUCUAAAAAUGAUGACGAUGAAGAAGAAGAUGAUGGUGAUUUUAAAGAAGCUGAUACUACUAAAUAA
Messenger RNA from Hansenula ciferrii, 510 nucleotides. RefSeq names its product Chz1p (gene CHZ1). The coding region runs from base 1 to 510 and encodes 169 amino acids. The transcript has a single exon. Lineage: Eukaryota; Fungi; Ascomycota; Saccharomycetes; Phaffomycetales; Wickerhamomycetaceae. The record is from RefSeq and is a predicted model, not a curated record.